Cornus florida is the source of this 2404-nucleotide messenger RNA. Its product is annotated as protein PSK SIMULATOR 1-like. Bases 139 to 1782 code for a protein of 547 amino acids. The transcript has a single exon. The record is from RefSeq and is a predicted model, not a curated record. Lineage: Eukaryota; Viridiplantae; Streptophyta; Magnoliopsida; Cornales; Cornaceae. Gene Ontology annotation, biological process: positive regulation of growth.
UGAUUUUAAUUAAAUGUUCCUUUUAAUUAGCGUCUAAUUUCUGUGCUAACCGUUUGACUGGCGAGUAAAGACUGUGUGUGUUGCUGUUCACCUUUAUGAAUAUGAAUUUAAAUCCUUUUCUGGUUAGAAGUAUAUGUAAUGCUCUCAACAUCCCACGAGCCUUACACCUGCAGCUUCAAACUCUCCUUUUUAUCCUCAUCUCUGCAACUCCACUCUUCAAUUAUUUCUCUCUCUCCACAUCCCUUUGUUCCCUCAAUCUCUCUCAUCCAACCCAUCACUCAUCAACUCCAAAGAAUUGCAUUAACUUUCUCUUCCCAAAAAUAUUUUUGCAUUGGGCUUAAUUCUUUAUAUAUCCCUACACCAAAUUCAAUGGCUCUUGAAACAUUAUUAAUCAAGGUGAAGAAAGUCAUAUCUCACCGUUUUGAUGCAGUACUCACCACAGCACCAAAGCCACAAAUGGCCAAGAAAUCUAAAGUUGAUGUUUUAGCCUUUGAAAUCGCCGGAAUCAUGUCGAAGCUAUUGCAUCUAUGGCAAUCCCUCUCCGAUAAAAACAUAAUUCGCCUCCAUAACGAGUCCAUCUCCCUUGAGGGAGUUCAAAAGAUUGUAUCCAACGACGAAGCUUUCUUGCUCGGCCUAGCAUGCGCAGAGAUGGUGGAAAAUGCGAGGCUCGUAGCAAAGUCCGUGUCCAGGAUUAGUAAACGGUCCGUGGACACGAAUCUCCGGUCCUUUGAUCGCUUGUUCGAUGAGUUUGCAAACACGGCUCGCGAUCCUCACCAUUGGGUUUUGAGUUGGAAGGAAAUGGAAGCAAAGAACAAGAAAAUGGACUGGUUUGUCACCAUAACCGCCACCCUUCAUCGCGAGAUGGAUGAGCUUUCGAUCAUGGAAAAUGGUUUGAGGAAAGCACUACAGUGUAGUGAACACGAAUCUGCUUCGAUCAAAGAACAGAAGAUCAUUGAUCUACAGCAGAAGAUUUUGUGGCAAAGACAAGAAGUUAAGGAUCUAAAAGACCGAUCUCUUUGGAGUCGAAGCUUUGACACUGUGACUAUGUUGCUUGCUAGAUCAAUCUUCACUGUUCUGGCAAGGAUCAAGCUUGUAUUUGGGGUUGGACAUGGAUAUCCAGCUUCCCUACCGCGUAGUCUCUCAGCUUCAGCCACUGUCCACCCUACUGAUCAUCAAAACCCUAAUUCAUGCAACUUCGUAUCAGGGCAGUUGAUCAAGAGCUCUGAGCUUCAAGAAAUGAAGGAUUUUGCGAAUGGGUUCUUCGACAUGAACACGAAGGCACUAAAGCCGCCUUCGAGUACCUUAGGUGCUGCAGCUCUUGCUCUACAUUAUGCAAACUUGAUCAUUGUGAUGGAGAAGAUGAUAAGGUCACCACAAUUGGUCGGCGUCGAUGCUAGGGAUGAUCUUUACUCCAUGUUGCCAAGUAGUGUAAGAUCAUGUUUGAGGACUAGGUUGAGAGGGGUAGGGUUUUCGGCUAGUGAUCCGGUUUUGGCCGGAGAGUGGAGGGAUGCUUUGGGGAAGAUAUUGGGGUGGUUGUCACCUUUGGCACAUAACAUGAUAAAGUGGCAAAAUGAAAGGAGCUUGGAACAGCAGAAUUUGAUGCCCAAAGCAAAUGUUCUUCUCUUGCAAACACUCUAUUUCGCAAACAAAGAGAAGACCGAGGCAGCCAUUACUGAGCUAUUGGUUGGUCUGAACUACAUCUGGAGGUUCGAAAGAGAGAUGAAUGCUAAAACUUUGUUUGAAUGCACCAAUGGGUUUUGGAAUUUGCAGAAUUCUAGCUGAUUAGAGGUUUUGUUUCUUAUUUUUCAUAAUUUUUUUUUUUUCCUUUGUUUCUUAUACUAUGUUAUAUUUGAAAUUCAACUCAGCUUCAGCUUCAGAUCACUUGUGAGGGUUCGAUUGUUUUGUUUGUAACCCUGAUCUGAUUCAUCUAAAUAUUGUAUUAUGUAUAUGAUUUGAGUUAAAUUGCAGAACAGUUUUUCGGCUUUUAAUUACAAAAUAUAGAUACAGUCAUAAACUAUGAAGAUUCAGGAGACACUCUCAAUUUUGAGGAAGUGAGUAUAGUUUUAGGUUUGUUAUGAAUGAAUGAAGAUAAUCUUUAUUGGUUUUUAAUGUAAGAUAUAUGUAAAACUAAUUAUAGCAGUUGGAUUGUAUGUUGCGGCAUAACUUCGAGCAGGUGUGUCCAUAUUUGAAUCUCUUAUGGUUAAUUUUUUUUUUUCUUCAUAUGGGAAGUGAAUGAUGGGAGGUUUUUUUUUAAGAUUAGAGACUUUAGAACAGUUUUUAAAAUCGUUGAAGGAGAAAUCAGUCUCAUUAAGUCACUCAAAGUAUCUUUUUUCUUGUAAAGCUUAAUUAGUGUUCUUGACCGUUACCCUUAAUUAACUAUUAGAAACUUGGAUUCUAGUUGGGU